This is a messenger RNA of Pleuronectes platessa (European plaice), 2330 nucleotides long. Its product is annotated as retinal Mueller cells isomerohydrolase. The transcript has 14 exons. Gene Ontology annotation, molecular function: beta-carotene 15,15'-dioxygenase activity; retinol isomerase activity; all-trans-retinyl-ester hydrolase, 11-cis retinol forming activity. The record is from RefSeq and is a predicted model, not a curated record. Gene Ontology annotation, biological process: retinal metabolic process; zeaxanthin biosynthetic process. Bases 159 to 1805 code for a protein of 548 amino acids. NCBI's taxonomy places the organism in Eukaryota, Metazoa, Chordata, Actinopteri, Pleuronectiformes, Pleuronectidae.
AGAGGCAGCGAGAAAGGAUGGAAAAGGGGAGGAGGAAAUUGAUGGAUGGGAGGAGAAAGAGAGCAGGGGGCUCAGUUUCCAUCUCUCACCGCAGGACAUCUGUGGCUGGUUUAAAUGCAAACCAGAGUUUCUCCUGAGAGUGAGGAGCAAGCAGCAGCAUGGCCGGGCGAGUGGAGCAUCCUGCUGCAGGCUACAAGAAGAUCUUUGAGACGGUGGAGGAGCUGAAUGAGCCAAUACCUGCAAAGAUCACUGGGGUGAUACCAUCAUGGCUGGGGGGCAGUCUCCUCAGGAUGGGUCCGGGUCUUUUCGAGAUCGGGGGGGAACCUUUCAACCACCUGUUUGACGGACAGGCCAUGAUGCACAAGUUUGACCUGAAGGGCGGACAGGUGACCUACUACCGGAAGUUCCUCAGGACAGACGCGUACGUUCGUGCUAUGGCUGAAAACAGAGUGGUCAUCACAGAGUUCGGUACAGCAGCGUAUCCCGACCCCUGUAAGAACAUCUUCUCCAGAUUCUUCACCUACUUCAGAGGCAUUGAAGUGACUGAUAACUGUAUGGUGAACGUUUAUCCAAUCGGUGAAGACUUCUACGCCGUCACAGAGUCAAACUUCAUCACCAAGGUCGACCCUGAUUCGCUGGAGACGCUGAAGAAGGUGGACCUGUGUAAGUACCUGUCGGUGAACGGGGUGACGGCGCACCCCCACACCGACUCCGACGGAUCCAUCUACAACAUGGGAAACUGCUUUGGAAAGAACAUGAGUCUGGCUUAUAACAUCGUGAAGAUCCCGCCUGCGCAGAGCGACAAGUCAGAUCCCAUAGAGAGAUCAGAGGUGGUGGUUCAACUGCCCAGCAGCGAGAGGUUAAAGCCCUCCUACUUUCACAGCUUCGGUUUGACGGACAACUACUUUGUGUUUGUGGAGCAGCCGGUGAAAAUCAACCUGCUCAAGUUCCUGUCGGCUUGGAGCAUCAGAGGAGCCUCGUACAUGGACUGCUUCGAGUCCAACGAGACCAUGGGGACCUGGUUCCACCUGGCCACCAGAGACCCAGCCGGUCACAUGAGCAGCCACAAGUUCAGAACAUCCGCUUUCAACAUCUUCCACCAUAUCAACGCCUACGAGGACGAGGGCUUCAUCGUGGUGGACCUCUGCACGUGGAAAGGGUAUGACUUUGUGUAUGACUACCUGUACCUGGCCAACCUGAGGCAGGAGUGGGAGGAGGUGAAAAAAGCAGCGAUGAAAGCUCCUCAGCCCGAGAUCAGACGAUAUGUGCUGCCGCUGGAUUUACACACAGAGGAGCAGGGGAAGAAUCUGGUGUCUCUGUCCUACACCACAGCUACAGCUGUUCUUAACAGCGAUGGAACCAUCUGGCUCGAACCUGAAGUUCUGUUUUCUGUACCAAGACUAGGCUUUGAGUUUCCACAGAUUAACUACUCUCUGUGUCGGGGGAAGAAGUAUUCCUUCGCCUACGGACUGGGGCUCAACCACUUCAUCCCUGACAGGAUCAUCAAACUGAACGUUCAGACCAAAGAGACAUGGCUGUGGCAGGAGGAAGACUGUUACCCCUCAGAGCCGCUGUUUGUACAAACACCUGGAGCCACACAGGAGGACGACGGUGUGCUGCUGAGCAUCGUGGUGAAGCCCGGUGCCGAGAGACCAGGUUUGCUGUUGGUGCUGGACGCCAUGAAUCUGACUGAGCUGGCGAGGGCGGAGGUGGACAUCAUGAUCCCUGUGACCCUGCACGGGAUGUACAGACCUGGACCUCAGCUCUCAUCCUCAUCCUCAUCCUCAUCUGAAGAAGACACAUAAUGAAAUUCACUCGGAAAUCUUUCAUCGAUGUAUUUUCUUUCUACCAAAGCAGAUGCCGGAGGAAAAUAUCUAAAAAUGAAGAGAUCAUGGUUUUUAUAAAUUUACUCACUUACUGAAAUAUAAGAAAGUUGAAUGAAAGUUAUAAUUUUUAUCAAUUUCUGGAAUUUUCUAGAACAUUUAUAUAAACAACAUUUUAUUUCCACUAAAGCCUAUUGUUGAGUUAACAGUGUCUGCUGAUUGUAAGGUAAAAAUACAGUUAAAGACCAUUUUUAUAUUCUUAUAUUUCAUAAUUAAAAUGUGCAGAUUUGUGAAAUUAUCUUUGUAAAGCAAAAGCUACAUUUAAAUAUAUACAACAAGUUUCUGCAACAGAUAUUUUAUAUUCUUUUUUUUCUUUUAUAUAAAUUCACUUAUUAUUAUAACAAUCAUUUAUCAUUAGAAAUGAUAUUGCUUGAAAAAGUGUAGCUGUGUAAUAAUGUUGUUUUUUUCACUCUGCACUAGAACAAUAAACUUUACAUCGACAGGAAA